Molecule: messenger RNA, 1554 nt
Organism: Aureobasidium subglaciale EXF-2481
Lineage: Eukaryota; Fungi; Ascomycota; Dothideomycetes; Dothideales; Saccotheciaceae
Exons: 2
Coding region: 1-1554 (517 amino acids)
Biological process (GO): transmembrane transport
Molecular function (GO): transmembrane transporter activity
Source: RefSeq, a predicted model, not a curated record
AUGCCUAAAUCCCACAGUAGAGUACAAUCUAGUCAUUCCAUUUCUGAGUUUACUCACUACGAUGAAAAAAGAACCUGGAUCAUGGAGGAAAGUUACCAGCCUUCAAGACAAAGCAGCUCGCGCCAAAAGAUGCUAGUAUACAUGCUUUUUCUCGCAGAGGCAAUCAUGGCGGCAUCACUAUCGGCACAAAUCCCUCUUCUUGUCGCUUCCUCCUCGUCUGCUUGUUCGGACUACAGCUCUGCAUACAUUCGAAGCCUGCUGGAAUGCGCCUACUUCUUUGGCAGCACUUGCAGUAUCUUCUGGGGCUCCGCAGCAGAUAUCUUUGGCCGAAAGGUGAUUUCCAUGCUUGGUCUGGUCGGUACAUUGGCUUGCUGCCUGUUCAUGGGAUUCGCUACCUCUCUUCCUGGAUGGGUCACUCUGCGAUUUUUGGCUGGCUGCAUGAGCUCAGCCAUAUUCACAUCUGCUCUUGCGAUGCUUGCUGAUCUUGGCAUGCCAUCAGCUGCUUCCCUUCGAACUGUAUCGUGCCUCCCUCUUAUAUCUGUCUGUGGUGGCAUUGGUCCACUAUUGCAAUCACUUGUCAGACAGCUCGGUAAACGUGCACCUGCCGGCAUCUGGUCGCAGUGGCCUGCACUGAACGGUCAAGUCGCGUGUGCUGGUAUGAUCUUCAUUGUUCUCUUGGUUGAAGCCUUCUGUUUGCGAGAGACCCUGAAUACCGAGUCCGCGGUCGAUCGAAUCACCGAGAAAGCAACUCUGCUUGGAACCAAGUCCGAGGACAGCGAGACAUUGCUGUCUGUCUCUGUUGUCGAUUCAGACGAGGAGCCCACGAGUAUUUGCAUCGACGACUUCCUGCAAGCUCCCUCCUUUGUCACUCUUCUGGUGUCAUUCUCUAUUCUUUCUUUACACUCAUCAACAUUUGAAGUACUGCUUCCUCAUCUCGCCGACUCACCUGCCAACAUGGGUGGUAUGGGUCUCCCCUGCGGUCUGCUCAACACCGUCGUCACAAUCGUCAAGGCGAUAGCCGCUAUUGGCGUCUUCUACACUUUGCCAAAGUACACAGCCAAGCUAGAUGUUCUAGCCACUUACCGUCAGGUCUCUGUCGCUUUUCCGGCCAUCUAUGUUCUGAUCCCCUUCUUUGCAAUGCUGGCCACAGUCUCUGGCGCCCCUCCUGUGUCUUGGGCCGUCUUCUCCACCGCGGCAGUAGUCGCCAAAGAACUUUUCGCCGAACUCGCACACGUCCUCGCCAUCCUCCUCGCAUUCUCCGCGUCACCUAAUGCAUCGUCUGCAGGCACUGGCAUAGGCCUACUGGGUCUCUCCAAUCUUUUCAAGGCACUUGCUGUGGGUGUCAGUGGAUUGAGUUAUUAUCUAUCAGACGCAUAUUCAGUGGUCUCUAUCAAUGCCAUUCUAUGGGCGCUUUUGGCGGUUCUGGCAUUUACGGGUUCGUGUGUUAAUUCAAGGUUAAGAGAGGCUCCGUUGGUUGGACAGGAUAUUCCGGCCGAGUUGUUGAGGUGGAGCAGUGUUUUUGAUGCAGAGUCGGAUUCUGAAGCUGAUGUGUAG